Molecule: messenger RNA, 1806 nt
Organism: Closterium sp. Yama58-4
Lineage: Eukaryota; Viridiplantae; Streptophyta; Zygnematophyceae; Desmidiales; Closteriaceae
Source: the annotation of a GenBank genome assembly
AUGCUCCAUCGUCUCAUGCUCCAUCCUCUCAUGCUCCAUCCUCUCAUGCUCCAUCCUCUCAUGCUCCAUCCUCUCAUGCUCCAUCCUCUCAUGCUCCAUCCUCUCAUGCUCCAUCCUCUCAUGCUCCAUCCUCUCAUGCUCCAUCCUCUCAUGCUCCAUCCUCUCAUGCUCCAUCCUCUCAUGCUCCAUCCUCUCAUGCUCCAUCCUCUCAUGCUCCAUCCUCUCAUGCUCCAUCCUCUCAUGCUCCAUCCUCUCAUGCUCCAUCCUCUCAUGCUCCAUCCUCUCAUGCUCCAUCCUCUCAUGCUCCAUCCUCUCAUGCUCCAUCCUCUCAUGCUCCAUCCUCUCAUGCUCCAUCCUCUCAUGCUCCAUCCUCUCAUGCUCCAUCCUCUCAUGCUCCAUCCUCUCAUGCUCCAUCCUCUCAUGCUCCAUCCUCUCAUGCUCCAUCCUCUCAUGCUCCAUCCUCUCAUGCUCCAUCCUCUCAUGCUCCAUCCUCUCAUGCUCCAUCCUCUCAUGCUCCAUCCUCUCAUGCUCCAUCCUCUCAUGCUCCAUCCUCUCAUGCUCCAUCCUCUCAUGCUCCAUCCUCUCAUGCUCCAUCCUCUCAUGCUCCAUCCUCUCAUGCUCCAUCCUCUCAUGCUCCAUCCUCUCAUGCUCCAUCCUCUCAUGCUCCAUCCUCUCAUGCUCCAUCCUCUCAUGCUCAAUCCUCUCAUGCUCCAUCCUCUCAUGCUCCAUCCUCUCAUGCUCCAUCCUCUCAUGCUCCAUCCUCUCAUGCUCCAUCCUCUCAUGCUCCAUCCUCUCAUGCUCCAUCCUCUCAUGCUCCAUCCUCUCAUGCUCCAUCCUCUCAUGCUCCAUCCUCUCAUGCUCCAUCCUCUCAUGCUCCAUCCUCUCAUGCUCCAUCCUCUCAUGCUCCAUCCUCUCAUGCUCCAUCCUCUCAUGCUCCAUCCUCUCAUGCUCCAUCCUCUCAUGCUCCAUCCUCUCAUGCUCCAUCCUCUCAUGCUCCAUCCUCUCAUGCUCCAUCCUCUCAUGCUCCAUCCUCUAAUGCUCCAUCCUCUCAUGCUCCAUCCUCUCAUGCUCCAUCCUCUCAUGCUCCAUCCUCUCAUGCUCCAUCCUCUCAUGCUCCAUCCUCUCAUGCUCCAUCCUCUCAUGCUCCAUCCUCUCAUGCUCCAUCCUCUCAUGCUCCAUCCUCUCAUGCUCCAUCCUCUCAUGCUCCAUCCUCUCAUGCUCCAUCCUCUCAUGCUCCAUCCUCUCAUGCUCCAUCCUCUCAUGCUCCAUCCUCUCAUGCUCCAUCCUCUCAUGCUCCAUCAUCUCAUGCUCCAUCCUCUCAUGCUCCAUCCUCUCAUGCUCCAUCCUCUCAUGCUCCAUCCUCUCAUGCUCCAUCCUCUCAUGCUCCAUCCUCUCAUGCUCCAUCCUCUCAUUCUCCAUCCUCUCAUGCUCCAUCCUCUCAUGCUCCAUCCUCUCAUGCUCCAUCCUCUCAUGCUCCAUCCUCUCAUGCUCCAUCCUCUCAUGCUCCAUCCUCUCAUGCUCCAUCCUCUCAUGCUCCAUCCUCUCAUGCUCCAUCCUCUCAUGCUCCAUCCUCUCAUGCUCCAUCCUCUCAUGCUCCAUCCUGCCUCUCGUUCCCUCUUUCUCCGUGUCAUGUUCCUUCCCCCCUACCUUCUUCACUCUACCCCUCACCCCCUUUUUUCCGCACUCUUGCCAUCUCACUUCCUCCUACCCUCCUUUCCCCGUUUUCCCCUCCGCGUACCUUCUCUCCCCCAUCCCCCUGCCUUCCUCCGCACCCCUCUCCACCCCUCCCAGAGGACGUGUUCAUAG